Messenger RNA from Prunus avium (sweet cherry), 1193 nucleotides. RefSeq lists its product as uncharacterized. Lineage: Eukaryota; Viridiplantae; Streptophyta; Magnoliopsida; Rosales; Rosaceae. The record is from RefSeq and is a predicted model, not a curated record.
UUCUUACUUUUCUAUGAACUUAUAUGAACUUAAGAGGAUGUGAAUUCUCUUUUCUAAAGUUUGAAGAUAUUUUUUAAAAAUAAAAAUAAAAAGAAUUGGAAGAUAUAAUUUUCUUUAUAUAAAAUAAAAAAGACACGAGGUGAUGAAGUUUGAAUUCAACAACUUAUCGGAUCCGAAACCGCACCAACCCAAAAACUGAGCUGAUAUCAGCCUUUGCCGACUGAGAAGAAGCAAAAGACGAAGCAUUUAUCGAUUUGAUUGAAGGAAGGAAAUAUGGCCACAAACAGCAGAGAAGCCCGAAGGAGGAAGAUCAUGGAGCGAGGAUCCGACCGCCUUGCCCUAAUCACGGGUCGGAUCCAAACCCUACCAUCCUCUUCUUCUUCAUUAACAGACCCAGCAACUCACCGUGAAGAAACAGACCCACCAUCGCACCCGUUGAUUUCCCAUGAUCAGGAGCCCCAAAUCGAUGUCCCAGAUCAAAUCCCAGUGGUCACCCCUGAGAUUGAGGAAAAGGGGUUUGAUUUGCAAUGUGACACAAAUACUGAAGAAGUCUUUGGAGCCACUGAUUCACAAGGCGAACCACUUGUGUCCUCAGCAUCAGCGGUUGAAAGACCAUCACCAUCAUCAUUACCAACAUUAACACCAUUUCAAAAACCUAGACUUGUCACUUGGACUGGAAUAAGUGAUGCCAUUGAAGCAACAGAAAGGACCCGCAUUUACAUUUCAGUGGCAGUAGCCUUCUUGAUGGUUUUAGCCCAUCUGGGUUUUCCAUUACUUGGGAGUAAAAUGGUGAAGAUCCUUUUGGGUUUUAGGCCUCUGUAUCUAGUUUUGGUGACCAAUGUAACACUUGUGCUUGUGCGAAUUGUCGAGAGCGGUAGACGAAGACUCUCUGGAAUGGCUGGCAGACUUGGUGAGCUUAAUAUGCCAGUUGACGGAUAUGAAUGGGCUGAUCGGUUAGGCAGGACUUUACAGGCAGGCUUGGUGAUGAAGAAGGUACUUGAUGCUCUGUUCAUGGACUGUGCUGUGUAUGCAAUAAUUGUUGUAUGUGGCCUCUCUUUUGCACAGCAGUUGAGCUAGAAUUUGCAUGUUGUAUUUUUAGUAUGACAGCUUAUAUCAGUGAACUUCCCCUUUGGUUUUGUAUUGGUUGGAAAGCUGUAAUUGGAGACAAUGAAAUCUUUUCACUUCAACUUACA